Molecule: messenger RNA, 519 nt
Organism: Phytophthora infestans T30-4
Lineage: Eukaryota; Oomycota; Peronosporomycetes; Peronosporales; Peronosporaceae
Exons: 2
Coding region: 1-519 (172 amino acids)
Biological process (GO): retrograde transport, endosome to Golgi
Cellular component (GO): GARP complex
Source: RefSeq, a predicted model, not a curated record
AUGGAUCGAUUACUGCGUCGUGGCCCAGGGCCAGCGAGUACAGCGACGGCGAUGGACGUUUUGCCCUCGGAGGACCUGCUGGACCGACCUGAGUUCGAUGCGCGCGAGUUCAUCAACCGAAACUUUCCGGACGAGCAGAGUCUGGGGGACAUUGGUGACUUUGUGAGCCGUCUCCGCGGGCGUAUGAAGGAGCUCGACGACUCGCUGUCUCAGGCGUCACAAGACCAGAGUUUAGCGGCGCAUCAGGCGCUUCUGGAUCUGAAGGAAGCGAAAACGGCGAGUCAGCAGCUUUUCCACAAGAUCCACGAUAUCCGAGGGAAGGCAGAGCAGUCCGAGGUCAUGGUGCAGGAGAUCUGUCGCGACAUCAAGCAGCUCGACUAUGCUAAGCGUCAUCUGCAGACCACGCUCACGGCGCUAAAGCGGUUGCACAUGCUGGUUAAUGCCGUUGAUCAGCUAGAGUUUAUGUCCUCGCAACGUAAUUAUCGCGAGGCCGCAUCUUCGCUUAAAGCUGUCAACUAA